GUCAGAACAAGCAGAGGCACAGCGUCAGCAAUACAGAGAAGAGCAGCGAAAGAGACAAGCAGAUUCAGAGUGCCAAAUUGUGAAGAGCGAGGCUAAGAGAGAAAUACAGUGGUUUGGAAGAGUUUGAAUUUGAAUUUCAGGGGGAAACACAUGAUAGCGUAUAGAGAGAGAAAGAGCAAGAGAGAGAGAGGAAGAGAGAGCGAGGGAGAGAGAGAGAGAGAGACAUACACACACACUAAGGGGUGUGUCACAGCAAUUUAGUUCCUCAAGGAAGUACAACUCAACAUUAUCUUAAGAAAAGGGUGGCAAGCACUGACAGAAGCGCUGCAGGAGGGCUCUUUUUAGGUUUUGGUUCUGUUCGUAGUUAAGAUGAAGGGAUCCCAUUAAAUUGACCAGCCUGUGCUGUCAACUUGAUACACAGAGCAGAGGGAGACAUCUGACACAGACAAGGAGGGAGGGGGACUCAGCACGCACACACAGGCACAAUGGAUGCGUUCAAUGCCAAGGACAUGGCCAUGAAGGCACAGAAGAAGAUCCUCAGCAGCAUGGCCACAAAAAGCUCUGUACAAAUGUUCAUUGAUGACACCACCAGUGAGAUCCUAGAUGAACUGUACCGGGUCUCCAGAGACUACUUGGGAAAUAAAUCAGAGGCUCAGAAAGUCAUCAAAGACCUCAUCAAGAUUGCAGUCAAGAUCGGCGUCCUUUUCAGGAACAACCGCUUCAGCACAGAAGAGCUGGCAGUGGCCCAAGACUUUAAGAAGAAGCUCCACCAGGGAGCAAUGACAGCUAUCAGUUUCUAUGAGGUGGACUUUACCUUUGAAAAAACAGUGAUGGCAGACAUCCUGACCAGCUGCAGGGAUCUGCUGCUGAAACUGGUCAACACCCACCUCACCACUAAAUCUCAUGGUCGCAUCAACCAUGUCUUCAACCAUUACUCCGACCCACAGCUCCUGACCCAACUGUACAACCCUGAUGGGCCCUUCAGACCCAACCUCACCAAGAUCUGUAAAGGACUGAAUAAACUAGUGGAAGAUGGGACAAUAUGACAUCAGAACUAAAUUUCAGACAGACACUGGGAGAUCAACAGACAGACUCAACUAGGACUCUGAACUGCUUGUUUUUCUGUUACUGAGGACUGGCAACAUAAAACAAGUCAUUUGAGAACCAACCUGCUUUCCCAUAGUUCUCAAAGAACAUGUGGGAUACAAAUAAAGCUUUGUGGAGUCAUUCAAGUUUUUGAUAUUUUGGGGCCAUAAAUAUAUAUUAUGUAAGUGAUGCUAAUUUUCUAUUCAGACAGUGUCCAAAGAAAACAAACUUGAAAUUAAACAGAUAUAUUCUGCAUUGAUUAUUUUACUAGCAUACAAAAUAUCAUCUAAUAUUUGUGACUUUGAAAUGUAUUAUUCAGAACUACUGAUAUUAUGCAUUAUAAUCACUGAUAUGAAUCAGCUGGACAGAUGCAUAAGCAAAUUAGGCCUGGGAACAGUACCACUAUAGUACACCACUGCCAUCUGGUGGUUAAGAUGAUGCUUCUGCAGCAACAAACUGUAUUUACUGAGGUGUCCAGACAACAAUCAAGCCAAAAAUAAAGAUAAUGACCCCAGAGUGCACAA
Messenger RNA from Oreochromis aureus, 1610 nucleotides. It is a transcript of the gene tnfaip8l2b, whose product is annotated as tumor necrosis factor, alpha-induced protein 8-like 2b. Lineage: Eukaryota; Metazoa; Chordata; Actinopteri; Cichliformes; Cichlidae. The record is from RefSeq and is a predicted model, not a curated record. The transcript is spliced from 3 exons. Bases 486 to 1046 code for a protein of 186 amino acids. Gene Ontology annotation, biological process: regulation of apoptotic process. Gene Ontology annotation, cellular component: cytoplasm.